GCAUGACUUCCAAAGAGGAGGGCAAGGCGGCCUCGGCCGAGGAGCGCCGGAGGAGCCCGCUGGACCACCUGCCCCCGCCGGCCAACUCCAACAAGCCCCUGACGCCCUUCAGCAUCGAGGACAUCCUCAACAAGCCCUCGGUGCGGAGAAGUUACGCCAUCUGCGGGGCUGCCCACCUGCUGGCCGCCGCCGAGAAGCACCCGCCGGCCUCCCUGCCCCUCUCCAGCCGGGCGCUGCUCUCCCAGACCUCGCCGCUCUGCGCCCUCGAGGAGCUGGCCAGCAAGACCUUCAAGGGCUUGGAAGUCAGCGUUCUGCAAGCAGCCGAAGGAAGGGAUGGGAUGACAAUAUUUGGCCAGAGACAGACCCCCAAGAAAAGGAGGAAGUCUAGAACAGCCUUUACAAACCACCAGAUCUACGAACUGGAAAAAAGGUUUCUGUAUCAGAAAUAUUUGUCCCCCGCUGACCGAGACCAGAUCGCCCAGCAGCUGGGCCUGACCAAUGCCCAAGUGAUCACCUGGUUUCAGAACCGCAGGGCCAAGCUCAAGCGGGACCUGGAGGAGAUGAAAGCAGACGUGGAGUCUGCCAAGAAACUCGGACCCACCGGCGGCCAGGUGGACCUGGUCCCCAUCUCCGAGCUGGAGGCCGCCCCCGAAGGGAGAGCCAAGUCCCGCUCCCUUUCGCCCGCCUUGUCCAAGCACGGACUGGACGGCAGCGGCCGCCUCCAGCUUUCCCCGGCCUCCCCUCUCACGGACCAGCCGGGCAGCAGCAAGGAUUGCUCGGAAGACGAAGACGUGGAGAUUGACGUGGAUGACUGAGCGG
Euleptes europaea (tarantolino) is the source of this 819-nucleotide messenger RNA. RefSeq names its product ladybird homeobox 1 (gene LBX1). Gene Ontology annotation, biological process: regulation of DNA-templated transcription. The record is from RefSeq and is a predicted model, not a curated record. Gene Ontology annotation, molecular function: DNA binding; DNA-binding transcription factor activity, RNA polymerase II-specific. The transcript has 2 exons. NCBI's taxonomy places the organism in Eukaryota, Metazoa, Chordata, Lepidosauria, Squamata, Sphaerodactylidae. Bases 3 to 815 code for a protein of 270 amino acids.